Messenger RNA from Prosopis cineraria, 1282 nucleotides. RefSeq lists its product as uncharacterized. The record is from RefSeq and is a predicted model, not a curated record. The coding region runs from base 179 to 949 and encodes 256 amino acids. Lineage: Eukaryota; Viridiplantae; Streptophyta; Magnoliopsida; Fabales; Fabaceae. The transcript is spliced from 5 exons.
CCCAUCUGGCCAUUUCCAUGUCAAACCCUUUCAUUUUCUUUUUUCGAAAUGGUAAAUAUGCAUCGAUUGCAUAUGGCCGCAUAGAUCAACGCUCUCAUCUACGUGUGCAAAACUCCGAUCACCGGAUAAAUGGUUCCGGUGGCCGGCGGGUAGACAAGUUCCUAGUUUUCUUAGAAAAAUGGAUUCCACCCAGGAGGUCCCGGAAUCGGAAGGGCACAAGAAGGAGGAUUUCUCGAUUGUCACACUUCGGUGGAUUGUCGGCCUUCUACUUCCCAUCAUAUUCUUCUUAUCUCUUCCCUUUCUGGUUGGUUUUACAGCUGUCCUGAGCACGAAUUUAUCAAUUUCCAACCCUAUUUCUCUUCCUUCCAAAUGUAAGAUCUUAUCUAGCGGUGUUGAUAUAAGGUCAUCCAAGAAUUGUAAUUUUGGUUUAUCAAAUUAUAAAGCAAAGUAUAUAUCCCAUCCUCUUCAAAGAAGCAAAUUUCGCUGUUAUUAUGACUAUUAUUGGGCUUCCAUAUUCAAGUUUUCAACUCCUUUUCAGGUGGAAUAUAAAGAUGUCCUUUCUGGUCAGACAAUGCAUGCAUUCGCAGAGGCUCCAAAUGAACCCCUUCCUCUUUAUUGCAGGCCCAAUUUUGGUGCUGCAUGGCUGACCCAAUAUAAAUUCAAGGUCAAUGAGACUUAUAACUGCUGGUACACAUCUGGUGUCCCCAAAGUGCGAUUAGAUCCAGAUGAUCUUUUUAGUUGCCAUGCCGAUGAGAAAUCUACCAUGGACACAAUUAGACAAUAUUUCACUCUGACCAUAGAGAUGGUGAAUUCCUGGUUUACCGGCAAGGCAAGGGUUAAGAUUUUGAAGUGGGAAAUGAUAGCUGGGGUGGUAACUGGGUUUUCAACUUCUUUGAUCUCCAUAGCCUUUCUUAGGUUCAUUCAGCGGCUGCUUUCUUCAUCGCAUUGAGUUUCUGCCACAUAUUGAUUUCCUCAACCUGACAAUGGCGUUCUCAUCAACUGCUUCUGCUUUGGUCGGCUUCAGCAUUGGAAGAGUGUCGGGCUCAUGGAUAUAUUCAGGUUUUAGGAUUUCAUAAGUUGUGGCACUUGUUUUAUUGAAGUGCCAUGCCCCUUCAUUUAAUUACCUUGUAAGUUGUAACAUUAUAGCUGCAGCUGAUAGCAUUAUUGUGUUACUGGUGGCUUCAUAGACUUGUUUGUAAACGAGCAGCGUAGAAAGAAGUUUGUAUAGUUCAAACGACUGUCUUAUAGAGUUUAAAAUUGAAUCAAAUCUUGAUUAAUGAAA